This is a messenger RNA of Penicillium coprophilum, 1395 nucleotides long. RefSeq lists its product as uncharacterized. The coding region runs from base 1 to 1395 and encodes 464 amino acids. The transcript is spliced from 5 exons. The record is from RefSeq and is a predicted model, not a curated record. Lineage: Eukaryota; Fungi; Ascomycota; Eurotiomycetes; Eurotiales; Aspergillaceae.
AUGCCUCCAAGGGCUAACCCGCCCCGAACUGCGAAAGCGAACGGCAAAGUGGCAUCCGAUAAUGCUAAUGGAAAACGCAAGCAAGAUGACUUAGAUGGAGAUUCAACGGCAGCCCUUCCAAAGAAGAAGACGAAAACGGCAAUUCCGCAAACCCUGGACGAGCAACUUCUUGCGGCCGAUCUCAACACUGAUUAUUCGAAAAGAAGGAAGAAGCUUAGGAGACAAAUGCCCAAGAAAAAGGAAUGGGGGAGGGUAAAAGAUAUCAUCACGGAGCGGGAGAAUGCACCGAAAGGGUGGAACUCCGAUGAGCCUGAUCUGAUGCCCGAAGACUUCGAAUCCCAGAUUGACCGGUGUGUUGAGCGGAUUGCGACGAAUAUCAUGCCUCAUGUCUAUCAAUAUAAGAUGAAGGAAUUUAUGCAAAGACAGGCGGAACGCGAUGCACUGAUGGCUACAGAGCCAGGUUUAAGUUGGCCUGUUGUACAACGCCUAGAGGAUCUCAAAUUCAUUUUGACCUGGCUCGAGACAGGAAACGACGUACACAAAAUGGUCGAUACGGUGAAAGCAAUCAUAGCACACUAUCGUGCAGGGGAGUUGGACUGGCAUCCGGACUUCGUUACUUAUUGGCAUGCUGGAGUUCAGCUCUGCCUGCCGCGACCUUUCCACUGGGAUGAAUACCGCCACAUCCAUGACAAAUGUCAAGGACAUGAAGGGUUUUGGGUCGAAGGUAUUCUCGGACCUGGGCCUGGAAUGAGCAAGAUUUCGAUGGUGUGCCAACCAGAUCCGCGUUUGAAUGCCACAAUGGUGAGACUUACCCUCCAGAUCCCGCACACUCCGGCUCCGGCGCCUGCAGCGGGAAAUCCACCACCCAGGCCGCCGUCCUGUGAAUUCUCGUUUAUGGAUGACACCGGGUCUACACAUAUGAGCAUAUUUGAAGAAGACAUCGAGAUUCUCCGGGUUGAUCCACGUACUGGAAGCAAAUUCCCGAUUCCCCGAUGUCUAGGUGUUGGGGUUCUUUACGUCGCAGAUGGAAGGCGGGUCCCAUCGCUAUUUCGAGAAUUCGAAGUCAAUAUGUGGAGUGAAGAUGAAUCGGGUUGGAUGUCUACCAAGUGGGAGGCGAUACCGGCUUCUAUCCAGAGCGGUAGAUCAACGAGGGGCGGCAAUGACCGUUUGAGUGGGUCAUGGCUGCGACAUAGGUUUUAUACUGGAACUUCUCCGGAUCAGUCGAUGCGUCUUUGGGUUUUUAACUAUAACCCCGGGAUACCGUGUGGUCAGAGGACUCUCCCUACUGCGACGACGGCAGAGUUAGCUGCGCCCUUCCGAACUGGAAGGCUUCACCCUGUUACAGACUUUCCUCAUCUGGACCCAACUCUUGCAACAGGGCAAAGUUUGAUCUAA